AUGGAGGAAGAAGAUUUAGAAGAAAAUAGUAUGGACAAAGAUUAUGAGAAUGUAAUUUCUCUGAGAGAACAUUUAAUUAAAUGCAGUGAUGCAUUAGCUUCCAGCGAUGCAUCGAAUAUGGCAUUAAAUGAAGAUAGCACAAUGGGUGGUACAUUGGAUCCUAGCUUGCCUAGUUCGAGUAAAGCAAACAAUUUUGAAGUUUGUACAGAAAGUAUACCAUGUGUUCCUGUGGAUGAUCAAAACAAUGAGUUGUUUGAUCUAGAUGUUACUGUUUAUGAUCAAACACAGUUUGAAAGUGAAGUUAUGAGUCAGGUAGAUAAAGCCAUGAAAGCGCAAGAAGAACAAAGAAGAAAGGAAGAAGUUGAAAGGGAACUGAAAUCAGUCCUGGAAGAUAUCAGGUUUGCUAAAAGGAGACUGAAUCACAUUGAAAAAGCUCUGUCCAUGGCUCCUAAAGACCCAGCAUUAAUGACAAAUGCUGCCAAAAGGGAAUUGACAUCAAUUCAAAAAGAACAAGAGAAUAAAAUGAAACAUUUGAAAAAACUAGAAGCUAAAGAAAAAGCUUUGAAAGCUUGCUUGUCUGGAAAUGUUGAAGAAAUAAGCAGUACAGUUGAGAGCACUAUAGAAAAUGAAGAAAUGGAUGAAGAGACUGUGUAUCAUUUAAAAAAAGUUUUUGCAGCAAAAGAAACUGAAGAGGAAAGAUUAAUACGUAUGGGAGAAAUGACGCCAUUUGGUUCAAUGGCAUCCUCUCAAAAUAAAAGUGCACCAAGGAAGAUAAUUAUGCCAAAUAACGAAUUGACAGAUUUUGAUAAGUUUUUACUCAAUGAAGCUGAGUCUCAUGCAAAGAAAAAGAGCACCAAGCCUUCGUAUAAACAAUCUACACCCUCUACCUCAAAAGCCUCAACUUCUAACGCCAUGUCUCCCAAAUCCGAAAGCUCAAAAUCUACUACUUCUUUUAACUCUCUAAAUUUGAAACUUGAUGGCCCUAAUUUUGAGAAAUCAGAAUCUGAAGAAUUUGUGGCUUUCACGGACUUGAAAGCCGUUUCUAGACAUAAGCGGAAAGUAAAAGUUAAGUUGGGUUCUAAACACGCUAAAGGGUUUUCGAAGAAACGUUCACUCAAAAGAAGUCUUGUAAAAAAUUAUCGCAGUGAUUCGGAUGUUAGUGAUGUCAACAUUAGUGAUGAGGAAGAUAUGGAUGGUUCGGAUGAAGAAUAUUUACCAGGAAAGUAUUCUGAAGAUGAUGAAGAAUAUACCAAAAAAUUGUCCAGUAAGAAGAAAGGAAAUAGUAGUGCCCAGAAAACAUUGCAUUUUUCUGAUGACUCAGAAACAGAGUCUGCUCGAGUUAGAUCCCCCACCAAGAAAAAAACUAUAGAUGAUGGGGAUCAAAAAGCAUUUAUUAAAAGGAUAAAAGCUCAUGAAAAAGCAGAACUAAUGAGAAAGCAUGAAAAAAUAUUAGAAAGUAAAGAUGGAAUUGUCGAAUCUGAUGAAGAAGAAUUUCACGAAUUUGAAGGCGAAUAUAAAAUUCCUAUUAAAACAUGGCAAAAACUUUACAAGUAUCAGCAAACUGGUGUUCGUUGGCUUUGGGAGCUUCAUCAAGAAAACUGUGGAGGGAUCAUCGGAGAUGAAAUGGGUCUUGGAAAGACCAUUCAAGUUAUUGCUUUUUUCAUUGGUCUGAAAUGCAGCAACUUGUUGACUGAUGGCGAUGGUUUCCGAGGCUUGGGACCUGUAAUUCUUGUGUGCCCAGCGACCGUCAUGCAUCAAUGGGUAAAAGAGUUUCAAACGUGGGCACCGUUGUUCCGAGUUGCAAUCCUGCACGAGAGUGGUUCGUUCAAUGGAAAAAAAGAAGUACUAAUACGUCAGAUAAAUAAAUGUAAGGGAGUUUUAAUUACAUCAUAUGCUGGUGUGGUUCAGCAUCAAACAACUUUAUUGGAACAUGAAUGGCAUUAUAUAGUACUUGAUGAAGGGCAUAAAAUACGUAAUCCUGAUGCUCAAGCUACUCUUGCUGUUAAACAGUUUCGUACUUCUCACAGAAUCAUUCUUUCUGGCUCCCCUGUUCAAAACAACUUGAAAGAAUUGUGGUCUCUCUUUGAUUUCAUUUUUCCUGGAAAAUUAGGAACACUUCCAGUUUUUAUGCAGCAGUUUUCUGUUCCAAUAGUACUUGGUGGUUAUGCUAAUGCUUCACAGAUUCAGGUACAAACAGCUUAUAAAUGUGCUACUGUUUUAAGAGACUCUAUAAAGCCCUAUUUGCUGCGUAGGAUGAAAUCUGAUGUGAAGAUGAGUAUUAAUUUGCCAAACAAGAGCGAACAAGUUCUGUUUUGUCAAUUGACUGAAGAGCAAGCUAAUUUGUACAAAGGCUACAUAAACUCCAAGGAAGUUGACAGCAUUCUAAGUGCACGCUUACAGGUUUUUGUUGGCCUUAUUAAUCUGAGAAAAAUAUGUAAUCAUCCUGAUAUCUUUGAUGGAGGCCCUAAGAUAUUCAAAGACACUGACCUAAGUCUUCUGAGUGAAGAAGAAAAAUAUGGAUACUAUAAAAGAUCAGGGAAAAUGAUUGUUGUCGAAGCUUUGUUACGUUUAUGGCACAAACAAAAGCAUCGAGUUUUGCUUUUUACACAAAGUAGACAGAUGAUGGAAAUAUUAGAAAUAUUUGUAAAAAGCAGAGGAUAUACGUACAUGAAAAUGGACGGUAGUACAUCAAUUUCUUCAAGGCAGCCAGCAAUCACCAAAUUUAAUUCUGACAAAAACAUUUUUGUGUUUUUACUCACCACACGUGUGGGAGGGCUUGGAGUGAAUCUGACAGGAGCAGACAGAGUAGUAAUUUAUGAUCCAGAUUGGAAUCCAAGUACAGAUGCUCAGGCUCGGGAGAGAGCUUGGAGGAUUGGACAAGAAAAACAAGUUACUAUCUAUCGCCUUCUCACUGCAGGAACCAUUGAAGAAAAGAUAUAUCAUAGGCAAAUAUUCAAGCAGUUUGUUACAAACAGAGUGUUAAAGGAUCCAAGGCAACGUCGUUUCUUCAAGAGCAAUGAUUUGUACGAACUUUUCACUUUCAGUGAAGUUGGAAAACAAGGUACAGAAACAAGUGCAAUUUUUGCUGGGACGGGGUCUGAAAUCAAAGUAAAGAAAAAAGUACAUGCCCCGCAACAACAGCCCUCACAAGCUGAGAAAGAUUCUGCUGUCCAGCCUCAAAAAGCCGAUGCAUCAGCUGUAAAAUUCAGUGCAGAAAAAUUGGAAAAAAUGAAACAACUGGCAAGGAAACUAGCUUCAGAGAUUAGUAUGAAAAAGAGUGAGCCUUCCACUGUUACAGAAAACCCGUUGCCAGGGGUGAGUGAAGAAAGUAAGAAAAAGUCUGAUACUCCUGAUGGUAAAAAGCAUAAAAGUCAGGCAUCAUCAGAACAAGUUUCGAAAGAUAGUCCAAGGAAACGAGCUAAGAAAAGAAAGGCUUCAAGGGUUGAUGGUGAGAAAAUUGACUUUGUGGUAAAAACAGACACUUACAAACCACCUCAAGAUGAAUCUGAAUUGAAUGCUACGCAGGAUGAUUAUGUUCUUAGCAAAUUGUUUAAAACUUCAGGUGUUCACACUGCACUGAAGCACGAUGCUAUAGUUGAUGCUUCCAGUGCUGAUUAUAUGAUAGUGGAGGGUGAAGCAAAUAGAGUAGCAAAAGAAGCAGUCAAAGUGUUGAAAGAGUCACGUCGCUUUUGUGCGAGGGCUGCUGAAGGAAUACCCACGUGGACUGGCCAAAAUGGAGGAAAAAGGCUACUAUUUGGGCAAAAGAAAAGCCGUCCAGUCUCUGCAGCUUCUAACAGCAGCCCUAACAGUAAGGCUUCUAGCAGCAGUGCUUCACAAGGGAAGAAAAAAGAGUUCUUUAGUGGGAAGAAACCUAAAAACACAGACCUUUCUUCCAGUGAUGUUCUGUCAGCAAUUAAGAAGAGAAGCGUUGUAUUUGGUACUGAUAUGCAAAGUGACAGUGAUGAGGAGUCUUCAACACAUACUCCAACAAAUACAUGCGCCUCCCCCAAAUCUGUCGAGUUACUCGAUGAAAUCAGGAACUUCAUUGCUUUCCAGUGUGCAGUAGAUGGAGAGGCAACGACCAGUGAAAUUCUUGCUCACUUUCGUGAGAGAGUGCCAGCUUCACAGAGCCCUGUGUUUAAAUCCUUGCUUAACAACAUAUGUGAUUUUCAUAGAACUAGUGAUGGGAGAGGGGUGUGGAAGCUCAAAGAGGAUCUGCGUUAA
Messenger RNA from Uloborus diversus, 4224 nucleotides. RefSeq names its product DNA excision repair protein ERCC-6-like. Bases 1 to 4224 code for a protein of 1407 amino acids. NCBI's taxonomy places the organism in Eukaryota, Metazoa, Arthropoda, Arachnida, Araneae, Uloboridae. Gene Ontology annotation, cellular component: nucleus. The transcript has 19 exons. Gene Ontology annotation, molecular function: ATP-dependent chromatin remodeler activity; ATP binding. Gene Ontology annotation, biological process: transcription-coupled nucleotide-excision repair. The record is from RefSeq and is a predicted model, not a curated record.